AUGACGAACGAAACCGUCGGUGAACCCUUAGAACCACCAAGAAACCCGGUACGACCGAUGAUAUCACUGGAGUCGGUUAUCACUCCUGUGAUGCCAUCAAAGCAAGCGGUCACAACCAUCAGUGACACACCGUCAUCCGGUGGUCCAACACCCUCGUUCACAAUGGUACCAUCCCAAAACACACUCCACAACCAACAUCUAACACCCACCCUCAGUAGUAUGACACCAUCGUUCCUCCACACCUUCGGUGGACCAAAUGGUUUUACCCAAAUCCCGUUACCACCGAUUUUCCAAACAACAAGCGUCCCACAACAGAUUACACAAGCAACACCGCUACUAACACCGCAAACCGUUAAUGGACUACCACCCCCUUUGUAA
Molecule: messenger RNA, 378 nt
Organism: Lactuca virosa
Lineage: Eukaryota; Viridiplantae; Streptophyta; Magnoliopsida; Asterales; Asteraceae
Source: the annotation of a GenBank genome assembly